This is a messenger RNA of Colletotrichum navitas, 1151 nucleotides long. RefSeq lists its product as uncharacterized. The transcript has a single exon. The record is from RefSeq and is a predicted model, not a curated record. NCBI's taxonomy places the organism in Eukaryota, Fungi, Ascomycota, Sordariomycetes, Glomerellales, Glomerellaceae. Bases 8 to 373 code for a protein of 121 amino acids.
GUCAGCUAUGACGACCAACAAUGCUGUAACACGUCAUCUGAUGAGUUACUUCCAUAGUUGUGGGUUUCUUUCCCGUGUAGAUGGUCCGCCUGAUCCAUCACUCUACAAAAUUCACCCAAGGUUCCUCCAUCCGCUGAAAAUGGUCAAGCAGUACAUCGCCACGCCCGAUUCCUCAACAGCUCCCCCGAAACUGAGGCUUAUCCGCCUUGGCUCCAUCCUCAGCAAUGUAUCUGAACACAUGCCACUAAACAAAGGCCAGGUCAUCGACGUCGCCCAACAAUUACCGACUGACCGCAAGAGAGGAUUCGAGGAGUCCCGCGACGAUCUUCUUGGCCAUCACAUUAGCGUCCUUGGAUCCGGCCACAAUAUUUGACAGCUUGCCCGGGAUAUUCUGUCCACCAGUGUUGGAAAGGGCCAACGGGACUCGCUUCAUCCUCAUCAAGUUUACGCGCCGUACUCUGCCACUCAAGCUCUGGACUCGGGGAUCUCUGGACAAUGUAGACAUUACAAUUGUACAGGUGAGUGGUCUUCUUCUUCUUAGUUAGCACCUAUACACUCAUGCAACCUGUUAACUAGUGUCCAAUACAAUAACAAGUGAGGAACAUAGCCACGGUGGCAUCGUAGAAGAAAGGUUUUCACCGCAUUCGCGAAGGGGAUCACAAGAGACCGGCUUCUCAUUGCCGACGUUGCGACACCAUAGUCUGCAAAGUGGACGUGACAGGUGCCGGCCCCCCUUGUGGUGUUGUAGAUCAGGCUGCCGCGCCGUAUGGUACUAAAGAGCGCCCCGACAUGACUGUGGAUUUUGCUAUCGAGUCAGAGCAAGAUGCCCAUACAAAAAGGCUUUGAUACUUCGUGCUGGGCGAUGUCGGCGCGAUCGCAGGAAGGUCUUUAAAGUCGCUUCCUAGCUUACAAGUGCGCGAGAUUGUUGUUGUUUUUGUACACCAGUCCAGGUCCUACACACCCACACCCCAUUGCCCGGUGGCCCUAGGCCGCAUGCCAGAUUCCAGGCCGGCGUCAGUCGGGUGAGCCUAGACAUACACGGCAUACUGCAUGCCCUAUUCGGACAUCCCUUAAAGCUAAACCCUAGGAGUUAAGCUACCAGCUUUGACGCUUGGCCUAUGAGAACCCACAGCAAGGUGAGGAUUUCCGUC